Molecule: messenger RNA, 1833 nt
Organism: Brassica rapa (field mustard)
Lineage: Eukaryota; Viridiplantae; Streptophyta; Magnoliopsida; Brassicales; Brassicaceae
Molecular function (GO): zinc ion binding
Source: RefSeq, a predicted model, not a curated record
AUGCAUGUUAUCUUCCGGGUUGAAGGAGAAGGAGCUGCAGCAGGGAGGCGAAGAAAGUUUGUGAAAGAGCUAGCUUUGAAGAUGGACGACCAAUGUUUGGUUCUAAGUGGAGAGUGGGUGUGUGGGGAUGGAGGAAAAUGGGAUUUCAUCAUUGAGAAGCAUCGAAUGGGUCGUAUGGUGCCUGUGUACGAGGGCAUUGGUUGUGUGGAUCUUGAACGCAACGUUCUGCGGGAGUUUGUGGUCGAUGAAGCUCGUUAUGGUGUUUUGUUGAGCUACUGGCCACCAACAAGCCUGGAGCUUGCAACUGGGAUUAGGACCCCACCGGUGCUGAUUACAAAUGAUGGUACUGUGAAGUAUUUCUGCAAGCAUCUUAAGGUGACCGGGGCGAUGAAUCUGUUUGCUCAGUUUAAAGAGAAGCCAAAAAUUGUGGACAGUGAUGUUGUGGAUGACACAGAUAUGGGAUUUGUGUCACCAGAUGCAGCAAAAUUUUCGUCUGGGGCUAAGGAGAAAGCAAUUGUGGGUGUGCGUGGUUCUGAUGAAGAUGCGUAUCUGAAGCUCCCUGAGUAUCUGUACAUGCUUAAAUUGGCAAAUCCCGGUACAAUAGCGGAUUUGGAGACAGAUUUAGACGACGAUGGCGAUGAACGUUUCCUUUACUUGUUCCUUGCAUUUGGGGCUUCAAUAAGUGGUUUUAGGAAGCUUCGCCAUGUGUUGGUGAUAGAUGGUACCCAUCUUAGCGGCAAGUACAAAGGAGUUCUCUUGACAGCUAGUGGGCAGGAUGCAAAUUUUCAGAUUUUCCCUCUAGCUUUUGCCGUUGUGGACGCUGAGGACGAGGAUGCUUGGACCUGGUUUUUGCAGAAAGUGGAGAGGAUUUUAAGCGAUUCCCCCAGUCUAGCCAUAAUAUCAGAUAGGGCUGUGUGUAUUUCCAAUGCUGUGAGCAAGAUUUAUCCGCAAGCCAAACAUGGAGCUUGCAUAGUACAUUUGGCAAGAAACGUGAAUUCAAGGUUCUCAAGUAAGCACUUGGCAGAAAUGGUGACCAAGACAGCCAUGGCGCAAGAGCCACGUGAGUACAAAGAUCUUUAUGGGAAGAUCAGGGCCGCUAACAGUGCAUGUGGGGUGUAUUUGGGAAAAAUAGGUACAGCUCGUUGGUCAAGAGUAAAUUUCCCGGGUGAAAGAUAUAACAUCAUGACUAGUAAUAUUGCUGAGCAGUUGAAUAAUGCGCUAUUGGAAGGUAGAGGAGCCAACAUUCUAGAGUUGAUUAAGUUCAUUCAGAGAAUGAUGACUAGGUGGUUCAGUGCGCGUAGGAGGAAGGCGGAGAAACACAGUGGCGCUGUUGCUAUAGAGGUGGACAAAGAGAUGACAAAGAACAUGGCGACUGUUAAGGGGAGUUACAUAAAUUCUGUCAAUGAGUGGACUUGUCAGAUUUUAGGAAAAUUUGGGAGGUCAGACAAGGUUAUGCUAGCGGAGAGGAAGUGUAGUUGUAAGUAUUUUGAUAAUAUCAAAAUACCCUGUGGACAUGCAAUACUAGCAGCUAACGGGCUUGGAGUGUCAACGGAAACACUGUGCGGUCAUUGGUACAAAACAUAUGUGUGGAGGGAGACAUAUGCAGGUGUGAUAAAUCCAGAUGAAGAUCCAAGGAAUGUAGACAUACCUGAAGAAGUAAGCAAUAUGGUUGUAUACCCUCCCAUCACAAAGAGGCAGCCUGGGCGUCGUCGCAAGUCACGCAUUCCCUCCACGGGGGAGAUCAAGGUACCGAAGAAGAAGUUGAGUCAGAACAAAUGUGGGAGGUGUAGGGGGAUUGGACACAACCGGACUAAUUGCGCUUGUCCUAUCUAG